AUGGCCCUGAAUGGCAGGACACACCAUGAAAGGCUUGACUACAUUGAGGCAGAAUACGAUUUUGGAAUUGUGGCAGAUCUGGAUUUGAACUCUCGUGAUCCAAAGGAGUUCAUUUGGCGUUCCUAUUUGAAGAAAGGGCGCGUGGUCCGGCUCAGCAGCCGGCCGCAGCGUGACCGCUUCACCGUGGUUUGGGAUGAGGAGCUUGAGUUGCAAUCCUCGACAGCAACCCGCAACCGCUCCAUGGAGCUAUCUGAGCUUGUUCUUUUUCGGAGGCUUCUUUUGGCUUUCUGUGAUUAUUCUGGAAUUGCUUACAAAAUUGACGCAGCCACUGGAAAGAUCUUCCAAAGGUGGGUGAUUGCUGAUGGAGAUGGCAACGAGCCCAAACCAUUUAAGGCAGAAUGGGCCACCAUCAAGGACGACUAUCUUUGGUUGGGCUCCAUCGGCUUCGAGUGGUAUGGUCCCAGCGGGGAGAUCCUACAUCGCAACACAGAGUGGGUGAAGGUCAUAGACUUCAAUGGGAUGAUUCGGAACCUGGACUGGCAUCCAGUCUACCAGGCUAUUCGGACAGUGACCAACACCACUCUUCCAGGCUACCUGUGGCAUGAAGCAGUUGAGUGGGAGCCUGUGCGGAGGGUAUGGAUCAUGCUUCCAAGAUUUGCAUCCACCACCUCGAAGUACACUCCUGGUCAUGAGCAUCAGGAUACAGCCAACAUGCUCAUCAUCGCAGAUGAGGGCUUUGUCAACAUCGAGGUGAAGUUCCUUGAGCACCAUGAGAUGGGCUAUGGAUUUACCUCCAUUCGCAGGUUGCCUGGCAGCCGCCACCUCUUUAUGGUUCUCCGGGUGAAAGAGGCUGCUCAUGCUUUGUUCAGGUUGGUGGCCGGAAAUAUGAAGCAUUCAGCCCUUCGUGAUUUGGAGCGGCAGCGCUUGGAGAAGCUUAUGGGCCAACUUCGAAGAGAGGUGGAACCGAAUGCCAAAGCCUCUGGCCGCCGCUUCCAACCCCCGCGCCGCAAAGAGCGUGUCUCCAAGGUGCGGCCUGAGGGUGGCACAGGGCCCUACACCAACAGCAGCGCUCCAAGACCUGCACCUCAGCCAGCGCCACCACCGCCAGCAGUGCCAGCACCUGGACCCGGGACACCUCGCAACACAACUGUCACAACGGCUAUUCCAAUCUCGACUCCAAGUGCAGAGAUGGCAUGGCUGCUGCGAGUGAGUGAGAAAUUUGAUCAAGAUGCAGAGCAGGUGCAGUGCUUCCUUGCACAGCAUGGUUUGGAGCAAUAUGCUUCACUGCUUGAGGAUGGCCCCGGAGCGCCUGGAAGCUCCAUGGAGGCGCUUCGAGCUGCUUCGAUUGAAAUGCUGGAGCAGGUUGGCCUGCCGCCCUCCCCCCGGCGGCGCUUGCAGCAUGCGCUGGAGGUGGAGGUGGAGUUGGAUUCUCCAGAGCAAGGUGACGAGCCUCACAACUCUCCCAGCAUUGUCAAUUGGGGGCGUUUGGGGCGCAUGCCAGCGGGCUGGCAUCAACGGCCCACAGGCGAACGCAGCCGAUUGGUGGUAACCCGGUCAGAGCCUGUCUCCCAUGCCGAUGCGGCAGUGGGAGAUGAUAGCCCAAUAAGGGCCGUCGAGGCUCCUAGCAUCAAUGACGUCACCAUUCCAACCAUGGCCAUGAAGACAAUGGCCGAGGCUGCGAGACUGUUGGGGAUGGGUGCCCAAGCCGGACAAGCUAAGCCUGCCAGGUCCAUCAUGCGAGUUCUUCUCGCCCUGCUUCCUCGUCAAGCAGUGGCGAGAAGGGCUGCUGCUACCAGUGCUACCGAAAAGUCUUCCUUUCCACUGCCUUCCGCCUGUCGAAUGAGGCCUUGCGGCCAGGAACACCUGGUUCCAGGGUCUUUUGCAGCGAAGGCUGCCUGGAGAGCUUCAGAGAGGUGCGGGCGGCUCAAGACCAGCGAGCUGCUGAGCCCCUACGCAGAAUUUGAGCUGCUGGACCGUUUGCACGUUUACCCUUCGAUUGCGUUGGCUGGUGAGACCUUCAACUUUGUCUCUGGCACUCUGGGAUCGAGGCGGCCAACAGUGCUGGAGUUCCGCAAUGUCCCCGGACUGAGCCCAUCGAGGUGGUCUGUUUUUGACGAGAGCCUGAAGAGAUGGGAUUCCUACCCAGUGCAAGAGGUUAUGCAGAUCGUCGGCAGUGCCCACGAGGCUUGUGGGCAAAAUGUGAGCGAGAUGCCCAUCAGAGUGAAAGUGGAAGGUGAAGACUGCACUGACUUGGGCUUGGUAGACCUUCCAGGUUUCAGGUCAUAUGCUAAGGAUGAUGCGAUGCAGCAGCUCGCGAAAAAGAUAGACAGCUUAGUCUUCAAAUUCAUGAAUGAUGAAAACAACAUCAUGCUUUGUGUAGAAGAAGCUGGAGACGCCGCAGGUUUUGCCACUUUGGGCAAAGCAAAGCAGGUGGAUCCAACAUAUAAGCGCACGAUUCUCAUCAGGAACAAGCUGGACAAGUACUACGGGGAUUUGACCACAGAGAACGUGAACAAAUGGCUUGAAGGCUAUGGUGACCUGCCGCAGCACUUGGCGCGCUUCGCAGUUUCCCUGCCGCAUUGGACUGGCGAAGCUAUGCCCAAGCCAUUUGGAGAGAUGCGGAAGGAGUGCUCGGACAUCGACAUGGAAACCUUAACAAGCAAAGGAGCCUCAUCCAGGUACAAAAUGACAAUUGGAUUUCAGAAUUUUCGGAAUUUCAUGGAGAUCAAAAUCCAGCAGCUUUUUGCGGAUGCCUUGGCUCCAAUGCUGACCCGUCUCAAGAACAUGCAGGAGGAGCAUGAGAAGAAGCUUGAGGUGAUUAGACAAGAGACCGAGACCAUCAACGAGGACAACAUUUUGCACGCCACUCGCUCAGCCGGAAUCACUUUCGCGCAGAGCUUCAUUUUCCUUAUGGAGGGCGCUCUCUCGUCCGAGCACAAUAGAUGUACUCUUGAGGAGGAGCUGAAGGCCUUCCAUGCGUACUGUGCUCGGACUGACUGCUUGAAGGAUGAAGAGCUCAUGCCAAUAUCCUUCGAGGAUCUUGACUCCUACGUAGCUUACCUCCGCGACACGGUGAAGCUACCUGCCAUGGACGUCUCAUUGAACGGCGGUGCGCAGUUCAGGAGGCUGAUGUACGAAGUGGAGGUCUUCACCCGCUUUGCUGGCCUCGGAAAAAAGCUGGAGCCAGUCGACGUCAUCCAAGCAAGAGGAUCCGGGCUGCGGGACAUCACAUGGCAGGACACUAUCACCCAACUGAUGAUGCAGAAUGCUCCUACAAGAAUGCGAACAAAGACCAAAUAUGUUGGAGAACGCUUGAAGUUCUUCUUUGGAGAGCAAAAGGAGGCGACCGUGCAGUUUAUGCUUGGCCUCCAGGGCUCGCCGGAAGAACACAUGUUCUCCCGGCUUAUCCCAAAGCAGGCCCAAGUCAUUGAGCGAAAUGACACAAUGAAGAGAUGUAUUUUUGAAGCCUUCAACACGGCCUGUGACCAUCAUCGGGUCCGCUUCAUGCAGAUGUGGUGUGAUUUUAUGGAUAGUAUGUUCCAAUCGCCUUUGAUGCUCUUGAAGUCCGGCUCCAUGCCCUCGAUUGGCGAUGGAUUCUCUGAAGAAAUUGCGCCCACCUUCGAGUCCACCAAGGCGCGCAUAGUUCAAGAGCGAAAUGGCAGAGGGACUUUGCAAACGGCGCUGAGGGAAAAAGUGAAGCAGAUCCCUGACGACGACGUCAUGGCCAAUGAAUCAGUCAAGAUGGUCCAAAGGAUCAUUGAGCAGACCUUUGCUGUAAUUCGCAGCGUGGUGGCUGAUCACAUGCAGCUUUAUUCGGAAUCCUUCUUCCUCCUUCCAAUGCUCCGGCGGCUGGAAGGUGUCAUGGCUCAGAUGGAGCUGCAGGAAGAGGACAAGAACAGCUACAGGGCACGAAAAUCUGUGCUGGACAAGGAGAAGGCCGUGUCGCAAGGCAUGCUGGCAGACCUGACCUACUGCGUGGAGGCAGUGCAGAGAUUUAAGGUCACCUACGGUGGGGGUCAAUAG
Messenger RNA from Durusdinium trenchii, 4023 nucleotides. NCBI's taxonomy places the organism in Eukaryota, Dinophyceae, Suessiales, Symbiodiniaceae. The record is from the annotation of a GenBank genome assembly.